Molecule: messenger RNA, 2553 nt
Organism: Cinara cedri
Lineage: Eukaryota; Metazoa; Arthropoda; Insecta; Hemiptera; Aphididae
Source: the annotation of a GenBank genome assembly
ACAAUUUUUCUACUAGAGGACUUGCUCCGAUUUUUACGUAUAGCAUCUUCUCUUAAAGGAAAUCGGUGUGGGGAGGUAUCUUAGAAUAGUCAUUUUUCAAUUUUCUCAAGAGUUUUCACUUCAAAUGCAAAAAACCAAAAAUAAAAACAAAGAAAUGUAUAAUAUUAAAUUUUUUUUUUCCUGUGGAUAAAUUUUCUACCAGCAAUUUUGCUCCAUCUUUUAAUAAUAGCAAAGUAUUCUAAAAGAAAUUUCAAUUGCAAGGUACUUUAAAUAGGUUGUUAUUCGAUUUUUUCUGAAUUUUUUUUUUAAUAAAUGUGAAGAACCGGGAAAAAACAUGGGACAACCAGGAAAAACUAGGAAAUUCGGUACAACAUAAACAAAUAUUAUUAAAGAAAAUGUAUAAAACCAAUUUAAUUAUUUUACUUUAAUAUGGCCUAUAUAUUGUUGAUAAAGUAAGACUAUCAACUGAACUCGCUCAUAUUGGUUUUUUUGUAAACAAUGGUUUAUUGUUGCUUACAAGUACACAUUAAAUUACCUAUAACAGUGACUACACCCAUCCUCAUUAUUCUAGGAUAUCUAUUUUACCUUGAAUUUUUUAAAUAUUAUAGUUACAAAAAAGGGUCUUUGAUGAUUAUUUAAUCCACCAUGAGUCGCAUCAUUAUUUGUAACAUAUGUGAUCGCACAAUGUUUUUUUGACUGUUCACUUAUAUCUUAUAUUUUUUUUUAAACGUUUUACAUACAAAUGCAUUUAUUAAUGAUUUUCAAAAAUUAUACUUCAUUUAUUUACUAUAUUUUACAAUAAAAGUUGGUAUUAAUGGAACUAUUAUAUUAAAGCUUAAAGUGAAAAUUACUCCUUUAAUUAAGUCUACAUUUUACAAAUAAAAUAAAUAAUAAUCAUUAGUAUUUAGUACUGAACUAAAAUAUAAUUUUUAUUUCUGUGCAUCUUUUGUUUACAUAUAUUUUUUACGACCAACAUAAUUUUUAGGAUAUUUUUGUAUUAUCUAAAAAAAUAUUCAAGUUUACCCUUGUUAGUAGUUACCUUAGUUAAAUUUUAACAUAAAACUUAUUUUCAAUAUAUACUGCUUUAGAAGUUAAAAACUUCCAUCAACUUGACUCCACAUUUAGCUGUAUCAUUUAUAAAGCGCAAAUGUUUUAAAUUAUUGAUAGUUCUUUACAUAACUGUCAAUAUUUGGCCAAUUUUCUGGAUUUUGAUACAGAAACUCCAUGUUUAUUUAAAACUUUUAGAAUAAGUUUUUUGAUUUUAAUUGUAGUACUUUCAUAAAUUUCAGCAUUUUCAGAGUUUAUUGCUUAAUCUUUAUCAUUGCUUUAUAUACUAUCCUAAAAAUCAAUAUGUUAGAUGGGCCUAAAAAAAAUUAACAUUUAUAUAUAUAAAUAACAAAAUACGUCCUAGAACAAUGGGGACUGGUGCAGCCACUGUUGUAGGUAGAUAAUUUAAUGUAUACCUGUAAGCAACGUUAAACCAUUGCUUACAAAAAACAAUUCUGAGCAGAGUUAAGUUGAUAAUGUUGCUUUAUCAACAAUAUAUAUGUCAUUUUAUUAUAAAAUAAUUAAAUAGGCUUUAUAUAUAUUUUUUAAUAAUAUUUGUUUAAUGUUGUACCAAUUUUCCCAGUUUUUCCUAGUACAAGUCCUUGUAUACAAAUAAUAUACUAAUAAUUAGUAUAUUAUUUUUAUAAUUCAUUUUUAAUACCAUGUAUGAUUGUAUGAAAAUUUGUUUAUUAUCAUACACGGUAUUGUUAAAUAUUAAUAAUACAUGUUGAAUACAUAGACAUGUUGCACGCUUUGCUAGAAAAAGUAUUAAUAAAAUCUUAAUAAAUACAGAAAAGUAUAGUUGAAUAAUACGAGAUUUUUAUCAUAAUUUAUUAUUAAUGAUAAAUUAAUUUUUGCAUUAUUAAGCAUGUUUAUUGUGCCCUGAGAAUUUGCCACUGAUAUACACAUUUGUAAAUUAUGUACAUCAUAUUUUACUUCUAUACAUAAUACAAUUUAUAAGCCUUUAAUCUAAAAUAUCAUGUUAGUUAUAGUAUUUUGAUAGAAUUUAUUUUUAUUUUUAUAUAACAAGAAUGGAUAUAGAAGAAGAUGAUGGAUUUCAUUCUCUAGAUGAAGAAGAUAAAAUAUUUGAUGAAAUUAAACAAGAAAUUUUAGAUGAAGAAAGUUUGUAUUUCAAAAAAUAUUUAAUUUUGUUUAAAUAUAUUUUAUUAAUGUCUAAUUUAAAUUCUAGUGAAAUGGAUAUCUGAACAAGACAUUGAUUAUAAUGUAUAUUUACAUCAUUUACAAAAUAAUUCACUUGAAUGUCCUGUCUGCCAUACUGGUAAUCUCAUCAAAUCAGGCAACAAUAAUAUUUCAUGUGACAUAUGUCAUACAUCUAUUCAGACACUUCUUGAAGUUGAUGCUUUAAAAAGUAAUUUAGAAAAUACAACUGCUGAACAUUCGCGUUUAUGUCAGGCACCAGCAGAAUGCAUUGUUUUUCCAACACAUUGUGAUAGCUCUAUGUUUUUAUUGUGUAGCAUUUGUCAGUUCCUGUUUCAGAUUUCCUAA